Messenger RNA from Sapajus apella (tufted capuchin), 5289 nucleotides. It is a transcript of the gene EBF1, whose product is annotated as EBF transcription factor 1. Gene Ontology annotation, molecular function: DNA-binding transcription factor activity, RNA polymerase II-specific; RNA polymerase II cis-regulatory region sequence-specific DNA binding. NCBI's taxonomy places the organism in Eukaryota, Metazoa, Chordata, Mammalia, Primates, Cebidae. Gene Ontology annotation, biological process: regulation of transcription by RNA polymerase II. The record is from RefSeq and is a predicted model, not a curated record. The transcript is spliced from 17 exons. The coding region runs from base 302 to 2092 and encodes 596 amino acids.
AAAAUCAACCAACCAAACAACCCCCAACAGCCAAGCAUACAUCUCUAAUUUUAUUAUUUUGGUCUUUUCGUUGGAUUUUCCCUUUCUUCUUUUUUUCGGGUUAUUGCUCACUUUUGAGCAGAGGUUUACAUUUUUUAAAAAUUUGCUUUCCAGCCCGCCUUGAUCUUCUAAGCACGAGUUCAUCGUCUGAGAGAGAGAAAAAAAAAUCUCUGGUUGGCGUUUUCCUUUCUUUUCUUUUCUUUUUUUCUUUUUUUAAAUUUUUCAAGGGGGAGGAGAUUUUCCACAAGAAAAGGUUGUUUUCAUGUUUGGGAUUCAGGAAAGCAUCCAACGGAGUGGAAGCAGCAUGAAGGAAGAGCCGCUGGGCAGCGGCAUGAACGCGGUGCGGACGUGGAUGCAGGGCGCCGGGGUGCUGGACGCCAACACGGCGGCGCAGAGCGGGGUGGGGCUGGCCCGGGCUCACUUUGAGAAGCAGCCGCCUUCCAAUCUGCGGAAAUCCAACUUCUUCCACUUCGUCCUGGCCCUCUACGACAGACAGGGCCAGCCCGUGGAGAUCGAGAGGACAGCGUUUGUGGGGUUCGUGGAGAAGGAAAAAGAAGCCAACAGCGAAAAGACCAAUAACGGAAUUCACUACCGGCUUCAGCUUCUCUACAGCAAUGGGAUAAGGACGGAGCAGGAUUUCUACGUGCGCCUCAUUGACUCCAUGACAAAACAAGCCAUAGUGUAUGAAGGCCAAGACAAGAACCCAGAAAUGUGCCGAGUCUUGCUCACACAUGAGAUCAUGUGCAGCCGCUGUUGUGACAAGAAAAGCUGUGGCAACCGAAAUGAGACUCCCUCAGAUCCAGUGAUAAUUGACAGGUUCUUCUUGAAAUUUUUCCUCAAAUGUAACCAAAAUUGCCUAAAGAAUGCGGGAAACCCACGUGACAUGCGGAGAUUCCAGGUCGUGGUGUCUACGACAGUCAAUGUGGAUGGCCAUGUCCUGGCAGUCUCUGAUAACAUGUUUGUCCAUAAUAAUUCCAAGCAUGGGCGGAGGGCUCGGAGGCUUGACCCCUCGGAAGCAGCUACUCCCUGUAUCAAAGCCAUCAGCCCGAGUGAAGGAUGGACGACGGGAGGCGCGACUGUGAUCAUCAUAGGGGACAAUUUCUUUGAUGGGUUACAGGUCAUAUUCGGUACCAUGCUGGUCUGGAGUGAGUUGAUCACUCCUCAUGCCAUCCGUGUGCAGACCCCUCCUCGGCACAUCCCUGGUGUUGUGGAAGUCACACUGUCCUACAAAUCGAAGCAGUUCUGCAAAGGAACACCAGGCAGAUUCAUUUACACAGCGCUCAACGAACCCACCAUCGAUUAUGGUUUCCAGAGGUUACAGAAGGUCAUUCCUCGGCACCCUGGUGACCCUGAGCGUUUGCCAAAGGAAGUGAUACUCAAAAGGGCUGCGGAUCUGGUAGAAGCACUGUAUGGGAUGCCACACAACAACCAGGAAAUCAUUCUGAAGAGAGCGGCUGACAUUGCAGAGGCCCUGUACAGUGUUCCCCGCAACCACAACCAACUCCCGGCCCUUGCUAACACCUCGGUCCAUGCAGGGAUGAUGGGCGUGAAUUCGUUCAGUGGACAACUGGCCGUGAAUGUCUCUGAGGCAUCGCAAGCCACCAAUCAGGGUUUCACCCGCAACUCAAGCAGCGUAUCACCACACGGGUACGUGCCGAGCACCACCCCCCAGCAGACCAACUAUAACUCCGUCACCACGAGCAUGAACGGAUACGGCUCGGCUGCCAUGUCCAAUCUGGGCGGCUCCCCCACCUUCCUCAACGGCUCAGCUGCCAACUCGCCCUAUGCCAUAGUGCCAUCCAGCCCCACCAUGGCCUCCUCCACAAGCCUCCCCUCCAACUGCAGCAGCUCCUCGGGCAUCUUUUCCUUCUCACCAGCCAACAUGGUCUCAGCCGUGAAACAGAAGAGUGCUUUCGCACCAGUCGUCAGACCCCAGACCUCCCCCCCUCCCACCUGCACCAGCACCAACGGGAACAGCCUGCAAGAUCAGUCUUUUGUGGACUCUAGCAAGUUCUCCAGUGCAGGGUCUCUCCCGGGACUGGCCUUCUCCUGAACGAUAUCUGGCAUGAUUGUUCCUCCCAUGUGAAAGAAUUGCCUUGAAGAAUUGUAUUAAUGAAGAGGUUGGAUUCUGCUACAGAGAGUAAUCUGAUACAAGUCCCAGAGUGGAACUUUUAACUCAGGCCUUUUUAAGAGGAAUCACAAUAACUGCAGAUUUUUAAACAAACAAAAUCACCGACCUUGCAAAUACUGAAAUUGGAAGGGAUCUGUAAGUGCAGGGUGUUGGUUAAAGCCGUACCUCCCAAGUAUUUGGGGGAUAUAUUUAUUCUGUAUUGACAAAAGCAAAUCCACUUUUUCUUUUUUUUUUUUUUAAGCUUAAUUCUGCAAUCAUUUGUCUUUUAUAAACCGUAAAGCUCUAUACAAGGGACACUAUAAAUAAGACUCCAUGUUUUAAUUUAUGAUGUUUUUAAAGCUGUGUAAAGGAAGAAUGAAGUGGUGAUAUUUACAAAAAAGUUAAAAAAGAAAAAAAGAAAAAAAAAGCUUGUAUGGGACAGAAUAGGAAUGCCAGUUAGAUUUUUUAGAAAAACUAAGGGUCGGCUUUUGCGCCUUAAAGCAUAUCAAAUGGUAGUUAGCUCAGACAGUGCAUUUUCAAUAUCUAACUUAACAUGCCACCCCUUAGCAGUGCAAGCUUAUUUAUCUCUUUUGUAUUGUUGUCUUAAGUAACUGUGUAAAUAAAUGCAGCCUGGAAAGUUAAAACGCGAUGUAAGUGAUCACAUUUUCCCCUCUACUCGAAAAUCCAGUGCCUCUAGACAGAUUGUUAAAACUGCAUAUUUAAACCUGAUCUCAGUCUCUCCUUUUACUUAAGUCAGUUUCUUCUGAAGCCGAUGGCCUCUCGAGAGCUUGGUGGCACACAUACUGUGUGAGAAUCUCCUUUGAGACUUCAUGGAACAGGGUCCAGGCACAGAAUUCCACACUCUGCCCUCCAAUUAACAAGCCAAAACCUCACGUACACUUCCCUAUUUGCAAGUUUAAAGUUUGCUGGCCGUAAAUGCUGACUUCAUACCUAUCUUCCAAAAGCUGACAAAAGCAACCUGGCUGGUAUUUCAAUUUUCCAGUUGAAGAUACCACCUCUAUCAGUCGACCCUUACCCAUUUGUAACAUAAUAGAUUAAAACAACAGGUUAAGUGCUUUGGAAUUAAGAGUUAAAGGGAACGGGAACGGGGAAAGGAAAAGAAGGUUGAGACCUCCAAAACAUAGUUUUCUGUUCUGUGGGAAUUUUUGCUCUCGUUAUCUGGGAAGUGUUCUUAAAAAUAAGAAUUAAUAGCAAAGAUGCAGCAAAGCUCUGAGGAUGCAUUUGCCUGAUAUUUUUUCUUUGCUCUUGUGUUUUUGUAUGUAGUUAUAAAUACUGUAGAUUUUUUUUGUGAUUUUUUUUUUGCCAAAGUUGUUGUUCUAUUUAUACAUUUUAAUGUCUUAAGACAGUUUUUCAAUAUCACAAAAAGAUUUUACUGCGUAUUUUGCAAAGAACAAAAAAGCUCACUACCUUUAGCUUGCACAUACUUGCAAAGUUCAUUACAAGGCUUUUUGUUUUAAAGGGGAUUUUGUAAAAUAUCCAUAUAAAUAAUGUAUUUAUCUUUCGAAUUUGUACAUUGCUUUUCCCUUCUUCCUCUUACUCCCACCCCCAAUUUAUUUUAUUGUGUAUGUUUGCUAUGUGAAAAGUGCAUAUUUGUUUGGUCACCUACACUUGUAUUAGCUGUUUCAAUGUGAUUUUUAAACAUUUCAUUUAUAGUUAUUUUCAGUAUUGUUAUAAACCAUGCUUCAGUUUUUUUUUAUUUCCACCCAAAAGUCAUUGUCUAUUUUUGUAUUAUUUGUAAGUUAAGAAGUUUUUUCCAAUAUAUGGCAAAAAAAAAUAGUAGCAUAUUAUUCUUGUAGUAUUUAGUUCUGUAGAUUAAAAAAUGUAUCCUUUGCUUUGGAAGCUUACAAAACAACCCUAAUGCUGUUUUACUCUAUUAAUAUGCAUGGAAUCUCUCCCUUUGGAGUGACGCAUUUUGUGCAUUAAAUUCUAGGGAGAAACUUCAUAGAAAUCAAUGAACAUACUUUCUUUCUUAAGUCUGCUUGUAUAUUUCCUCUGUCUUUCACGUAAAUAUAAACCAGCAGAUUGGAUGCCUUAACAAUGCAAAUCAUAUUCAUUUCACUUGUACAUUGUAACUGUGCACCAGAACUGUCAGUCAUCACUAACAUUCUAAGAAAAAAGAAAAAGAAAAAAAGAAAAAAAAAAAAACAAAGAAAUCGAAAAGCACAAAAGAACUGUUUUGUUACCUUAAGACAAUGUAACUUUUUCUAGUAGAGCAAGAAAUCAUUUACAACAAUGCUGCAACUGUGCAUGCCCCCAUAUGGAUUUUGCAAUGGUUUUCACUAGACUGUCAAGAGUGCGAUUUUUAUGGGUUGGGGUGGGUGGGGGAGGGGAGUUGUGGGAGGGUAAGGGAGGGAAGAAAGCUGAUUUUUCAUGGUGAGAAAUAAUAAUGAUGACUAAUAAUAAUAAAAAACUGGAAAAUGUAAGCAAGGUGGACGCAUUGCUUCUCGGUACUCACAAAGGUUGUCUGAAUUCGCGUGGUAAGCGCUGGCCUGAAGAUGUACACAAGUUAAAGCCAUAUUUUGUCUGGUGAGCCCCUUAACUGUUUGUGAAGGAAUGCACGGUCAGCCGGGAAGGUGUCCGGCUUAGACCUUGACAACAGACGCUACCCAUCUGUCAGCCAUGUGCAGUGGUUAGAACUUUUCUUGAAAGUCCAAAGAGCCCUUAAAAUGUGUAUAAUUUGUGUUUUGUUGCUUCUAUUUCUAUUGAUUAGAUGAAAAGACAUUCUGGCCCUCUGAUCCUCUUUCUUCUCCACAAAAGUUUUACAAAUAAAGAUGUUCCCCUAAAUACAGAAUAUGGCUUUAAGAAGAAAACGAAAUGGAGAAUUAAGAUUUCAGUGUUGGGGGAAAAAUACAGCUUCUGGAUGACUGGAUUGCAUAACGUGCCCUGGCCUCACAUUGUACUAGGAUGCAGCUUAAAUGAAGUCAUCUCUAAAUCUACUAACCUUUCACCUUCUUAUCAAAACUUUUUGAAUAGACACACACUGUACAGUUCAAUUGUUAGAGAACCUAACUACUGUAGAGAUUGUUAUAAUUUUUUUUUUUUUUUGCAAAAAUUCAAGCUGUAAAAACUUUUCAACUUUCACAAUAUUUAAUUAAAGUUACUUCCUGUCUGUGAUGGCA